UGAGCGCCGUGGCGGUUCGUCUUCGGCCGCAGGUUCCGGAGGCGGGCCAGGCCCGGCCGGGUGGUUGGGGAGUGUGACGGGUAGCCUGGCAGCCGCGGAGAGAGAGAAGAUUAUAAAUACCACAGGCACUUAAAUGACGGUUAGCCGUUGAAUUCUGACAGUUCCUUAAAUACUUUCUUUCAUCAGCAUCUUCGCUGGAAAGAGUUCAGGAAAAGUAGCAGAGUGAAAGAAACAUUUACAUGUACCAUGGCUAUACCAAUAACAGUACUUGACUGUGAUCUCUUGCUAUAUGGCCGAGGUCACCGGACAUUGGACCGCUUUAAGCUGGAUGAUGUGACGGAUGAAUACUUGAUGUCCAUGUAUGGGUUUCCACGACAGUUCAUUUAUUACUUGGUGGAGCUCUUGGGGGCGAGCCUUUCUAGACCUACUCAGAGAUCCAGGGCUAUUAGCCCAGAGACACAGAUCCUUGCAGCCCUGGGCUUCUAUACCUCGGGUUCCUUCCAGACUCGGAUGGGAGACGCUAUUGGAAUCAGUCAGGCGUCCAUGAGUCGAUGUGUUGCCAACGUCACCGAAGCGCUUGUGGAAAGAGCUUCGCAGUUCAUCCACUUUCCAGCUGAUGAAGCCUCUGUGCAGGCUCUGAAGGAUGAAUUCUAUGGGUUGGCAGGGAUACCAGGGGUCAUAGGGGUAGUUGACUGUAUGCAUGUAGCAAUCAAAGCACCAAAUGCUGAAGACCUUUCCUAUGUGAACCGUAAAGGUCUUCAUUCUUUAAAUUGCCUGAUGGUGUGUGACAUCAGAGGGGCACUGAUGACUGUGGAGACAAGCUGGCCAGGAAGCCUCCAAGACUGUGUUGUGCUACAGCAGUCUUCUCUCAGCAGUCAGUUUGAAGCUGGGAUGCACAAAGAGAGCUGGCUUCUUGGUGACAGUUCCUUCUUUCUCCGCACCUGGCUCAUGACCCCACUUCACAUUCCUGAAACUCCAGCUGAAUAUCGCUAUAACAUGGCCCAUUCCGCAACUCACAGUGUGAUUGAGAAGACCUUCCGAACGCUCUGCUCCCGAUUCCGCUGCCUGGAUGGAUCCAAGGGGGCACUGCAGUACUCCCCAGAGAAGUCCAGCCACAUCAUCCUGGCCUGCUGCGUCCUCCACAACAUCUCCCUGGAGCAUGGGAUGGAUGUGUGGUCCUUUCCAGUGACCGGCCCGGUGGAACAGCCCCCCGAGGAGGAGUAUGAGCACAUGGAGUCGUUGGACCUGGAGGCUGAUCGCAUCCGUCAAGAGCUGAUGCUCACUCACUUCAGCUAAUGUGAAAGGUGGGGAGGAGGGAGGCUUUCCAGGAGCUGUGACAAACUUCCCCUCUCAGUAUCCCCUCCACGGUCCCAUCGUCUAGCAUGACUGAGUGUGUGGACACCUGUCACAAACUGACGUAUAAUCUGCGUGUUUUAGAAGGGUUGGGUCAACACCAGAAUAUCUUGAUUCAUUUGCAAAUUUAUUAACUAAACAGAAACCCCCAAGACCAACAGUUCCCUGCUAUGCACUGAACACCAGGUUAGCACCGUUCACUCAUUUGAAAGUUCCUUGGUCGUAGACAUUUAUAUCAUGCUUACAGAAUCAAUGAGGAAAACAGAAUCAAUGAGGAAAACAGCAUCUAGCCAGACAGAAUGCUUUUGUUUGUUGCAGUUAUCUAGAGAUUUCAAAAGAAAGCGAUAUUUGUCCUGAAUUAUUUGGAUCGUAUUUUAGCUUUUCUAAUUUCCUACCUAUGUAGACAUAAUAUGAAGCAAGUGUGAAGAGUGAUUUUCAGCUGGGGAAUGGUCUUCUGACGUAAGUAAAUGGCUUCUAAUCUGA
This is a messenger RNA of Capra hircus (goat), 1836 nucleotides long. It is a transcript of the gene HARBI1, whose product is annotated as harbinger transposase derived 1. The record is from RefSeq and is a predicted model, not a curated record. The transcript is spliced from 3 exons. NCBI's taxonomy places the organism in Eukaryota, Metazoa, Chordata, Mammalia, Artiodactyla, Bovidae. Bases 247 to 1296 code for a protein of 349 amino acids.